AUGAAGAAUUCUCAGAGGCUCAAGUAUUUUUUUUUAGGGAUAUGCAUUUUUUCAUCACAGUGGAUACUGACCCAUCAGAAAGUCAAUUUAGCCUUAAAAGGAAUAGCAACACAAUCUUCUACAUACAGCACUUAUUCUGCGAACUUGGCUAUUGAUGGUAACACAGAAUCUAUCUUCGGUUCUGGCUCUUGUGUACACACCAGAGAAGACUAUGACCCAUGGUGGAGCGUGGAUUUGUUGGCAGUGUAUGAUAUUGGAACUGUAGUGAUCACAAACAGAGGCGACUGCUGUCCAGAGCGGAUAAAUGGUGCAGAGAUUCAUAUUGGUGACUCCCUAAUCAACAAUGGCAACACUAACCCUAGAUGUGUUGUUAUUCCUGGUAUACCUCUUGGAGCCUCUGCAAGUUACACCUGCAAUAUGAGGGGUCGUUAUGUGAACAUUAUCAUUCCCAACAUUAAGCAGUAUCUUACCCUUUGUGAGGUGCAAGUUUAUCAAGGGCCUACUAUUAAGUGGGCAUUUCUAAAAUUAAAGAUUAAGAGCAGUGAGGAUCUCAGCAACCCCACCAUAAAAGAGAACAUUCUUCAAAUGAUAAAGUCUGCCAAUCUUCAGUCAUCUGUAAUUCAGAUUCGCUGGACAAUGGACCCAGAAUGUGAAGCUUACUAG
This is a messenger RNA of Clarias gariepinus (North African catfish), 663 nucleotides long. RefSeq names its product fucolectin-like. The transcript is spliced from 6 exons. The record is from RefSeq and is a predicted model, not a curated record. The coding region runs from base 1 to 663 and encodes 220 amino acids. Lineage: Eukaryota; Metazoa; Chordata; Actinopteri; Siluriformes; Clariidae.